CACAAAUGUCUAUUAUUCAAUUAAGUAAUGGAAAUUUUGUUGUUUUUGAUACAAUCGAACUUGAUGAUCAUCUCAAAAAACAAAUAGAUAAAUUAACAAACAACGGAGAUUUAAUUGAAGGCGUAAUUGGUACACAUCCAUUUCAUACACGAUCAUUUUUAUCUUUUUACAAAGCCUAUCCACAAAUAGCUUAUUAUGGUACGCCAAGACAUUUACGUCAAAUGCCACAAAUUCCAUGGUUAGGUGAUCUUCAAGAUUGUAAUGUAAGACAAAAAUGGGAACCGGAUGUUGAAAUGCGUAUUACAGCUGGCGGUGAAUUUGUCAAUCCACAAUUUGGAUCUAGUCAUCUGAUGAGUGUAUUUAUUUAUCAUCCAGCAUCACGUACACUUCACGUAAAUGAUACUAUUAUGUAUACAGAUAGAUUCAAUCAAUUUCUUAAAUUAUUUGGAAAAUCUGAUGGUAUUAUGAUUUUUCAUACAUCGAUUAAAAAUUGUGGUUUACAUCCAACAGCCGAUGCUCCAUAUUUAUUUCGAGAUUGGAUGCGUAAUAUGUUGAAUGAUUGGCCAUUUGACAAUAUAUGUUGUGCACAUUUAAAUAUCAAAAUAGGUGGAGCACAUGCACAAGUUACUAAACUUUUAGAUAAAACAGAAUCAUUAUUUGUUAAAUUAAGCAAGAAAAAUAAGAAGAAAAAUCCAAAUGGUGAAUUACCAGUCGGUAAUUCUCCUAAUACAGAUGUUAUUGGAGAUGAAUGCGGUUAA
This is a messenger RNA of Adineta steineri, 758 nucleotides long. The record is from the annotation of a GenBank genome assembly. Lineage: Eukaryota; Metazoa; Rotifera; Eurotatoria; Adinetida; Adinetidae.